Molecule: messenger RNA, 1971 nt
Organism: Bathycoccus prasinos
Lineage: Eukaryota; Viridiplantae; Chlorophyta; Mamiellophyceae; Mamiellales; Bathycoccaceae
Product: arg methyltransferase
Exons: 1
Coding region: 1-1971 (656 amino acids)
Biological process (GO): peptidyl-arginine methylation
Molecular function (GO): protein-arginine N-methyltransferase activity
Source: RefSeq, a predicted model, not a curated record
AUGCAAAACGACGACGACGAUUUAGACGAAGAAGAAGGAGAAGAGGGAGACUUUGGAGAGUGGAUAGAAGACGAAGAGUCUCUCGUGGAAAUCUCCGAGCAACGGAAAACAAAAUGUUUAUUCUCUCAGAGAGUGUAUUCGAACGCACACGAGGCGUUAACGAGAGCCGCCACUGACUUUGGAUUUGAUUUACGACGAGUCGUUUCGUUGAAUAAGAAGAAUACUUUCAUAAAAAGUAAAGAAGAGGAAGAAGAAGGAGAGAAACCAUCGAGGAGUGGCCGCGAAGAAGAAGAAGAAGACGAUGAAAAUGAAUUGGAGUUUUACGACGUCAUUAAAGUGAUUAACUUUGUGCGUAAAAUGGUUUUGGAAGAAACGAAAAACAACAGCAAGAACAACAACAACAAGAACAAAGAAUCAGAUGAAAAAGAAUACGACGAGAAGGAAUUGGCAAAACGAGUGAUUGCAAGAGUCAACGAUGGAGCGUGGAAAGACGACGUGUAUCUGAUGCCCGUCGAUGCGAGUGGGUCGGACCCGUUGACGUACGAGUGGGAAUCCUACGUCUACGGCAUCGACGACGACGAAGAAAGAGCGCCGGCGGCGACGAAGGAGGAAAAAGCAAACAAAGAUGAACGAGAUUCUACGUCUCAAAACGAACAUUCGGCAUCGUCGUUGAUGAUAUCUUCGUUGCGAAGCGAGAACGAGGCACUCAAGUUGAAAGUAUUCGAGAUGAUGGAAAAAUUAGGGAUGAUUAGCGAAGAAGAAGAGAAGCAAAAGCUCGCGCCGGUGGCGAACGUCGGCGAAAAAAUCGUCGUAUCGUCGGCGCCGACACGUAACAUGAACGACGACUGCGCGAGUAGAAGGUAUGCAAAUGAUGAUAGCGAUCGAUUCGAUAAAAGAACUCAACAAGAGAAAGACGAAGACGAGGCAGACGCUAGAGUGAGGGAUUCAGACGAUUCUUACUUCAACUCGUACUCGUACUUUGAAAUCCAUAAAGACAUGUUGAGCGAUAAAACGCGGACGGAUGCGUACAGAGAUGCGCUCACCAAGAAUCCAACUCUGAUGAACGACGCAGAUGUUCUCGACGUCGGAUGCGGCACGGGUAUCUUAUCAAUGUUUGCCGCACGAGACGGUGGCGCGAGAAAUGUCGUCGGCGUAGACGGUUCGUACAGGAUUGCGGACGUUGCACGAAUGAACGUAGGGGCGAACGACUUACGAGAAAGAGUCGAAAUCAUCGAAGGGAAACUCGAGGAUAUGGAUUCUAUACGCGGUGCACCGUUCGACGUUAUUGUCUCGGAAUGGAUGGGUUACGGUUUAUUCUUCGAGUCCAUGUUGGAUACCGUGUUAUACGCCAGAGAUAAGUAUUUAAAACCGGACGGCGCGUUGUUACCGGACGUGUGUUGCAUUAAAAUCGCCGGAUUUACGAAACAGGCGACAGUGGAUUUCGAUUUCUGGAACGACGUGUAUGGAUUUUCUAUGAAAGAAGUUGCCGUUCAGCAAUUAGAUCACGCGUUGGCAACGGCGGUCGUAAAACACAUCGAAGGCAAACACAUCGGAACGACCGAGACGGAAAUUUUACGACUCGAUUUGUGUAAGUGUUCGGCAAAAGAUACCGAGUUUAGCGCGGAAUUCAAACUCGACGCGCUCGAGAACGCGACGAAAGACGAACCUCAAACGAUUUAUGGCAUCGCCUUGUGGUUCGAUACAGAAUUUUCGAGCCGGUUCUGUCGAGAAAAUCCCGUCGUCCUUUCCACAUCUCCGAAAGAACCGAAAACGCACUGGGUUCAAACGGCGUUACAUUUUCCCGAGCCGGUCGUCUUAGAUAACAUCACUGCGUUGGGCAUUAAAGGGCGCAUUAGCAUGGCAAAGAGUACUGAACACGUGAGAGGUUACGAUAUAAGUUUAGAAUCAUGUACUAUCGAUCGGAGCGGGAAAGCGUGCGGUAAAGUACAAACGCGUUUGUAUAGAUUGUGA